UGCUAGGCAGUGAGUUGGAGGCGCCUGGGCUCAGCUGAUGUUCUCCAAGGAGGACUUGGAAUGAACCCGAGACACAGAGGGUGAGGUCAGUGGUUUGCUCAGCAAGAAGGCUGAGUUAGUGACAACCUGUCACAGCUCCCAGGAUCCCUGGCUGCAGUCCCUGGCUCCGACUCCUCCCCCUGCCAGCCUUAAGGGAGAUGAAAAUCAGUGAUGUGGAUCUAUUGACUAAGUGUCUCCUGUGUGUCAUAGUGGGAGGCUCACGUUUUUUUUAUCCCAGCUGCCAUGAUGGCUUUCACAUACUUUUUCAUCCAUUACUCACUGUGUGUGCUGUGAGGUGUCUGAGUAAACUGAAGCCCAGAAUCUGGUCACUGGUCAUGAAGGCUGGUGAGUGGGGGGGUUUGAACCCAUCUUCCUCAUCUUAGAUGGCCCAUUCCUUCCACUCUACCACGCUGCCAUGCAGGUGGGAUGACAGGAGGGUGUCCAAAGAACUGUGCGACUGUCCCGGCUCCCAGCGACACUGGACCAGCCAAAUCUGUGAUAUGGGCAGGGUUGGUUUUAUGUGUCGAAGUGUGGGCUUUGUGGUGCUGCUUAAAAUUGUUUGCCAAAGUCCCCAAGAACAUGUGGAAAACAUCCUCUUGCCUUUUUUUUUUUUUCUUUUUUUUGAGACAGAGUCUUGCUCUGUCACCCAGGCUGGUAUACAGUGGCUUAAUCUUGGUUCACUGCAACCUCUGCCUCCUGGGUGUAAGCAAUUCUCCUGCCUCAGCCUUCCAAGAGGCUGGGAUUACAGGCAUGCACCACCAUGCUGGGCCAAGUUUUGUAUUUUUAGUAGAGAUGGGGUUUCUCCAUGUUGGCCAGGCUGGUUUUGAACUCCUGGGCUCAAGCAAUCCCCCUACCUGGCCUCCCAAAGUGCUGGGAUUAUAGGUAGAAGCCUCCGUGCAGGCCUUGAAGCCUCUCUUUUUAUCUUACAAUUUCACUUGCAUUUUGCAUAUCACUCUGUAAUGUAGCCUUGUUUGUUCUAAGACAAUGAUUUACAUUUCUUGCCCCAAGUACGUUUGAUCCUCACUGUGUUCUGGGUUUGUCCUGACGUGGCUUCCUGUACCCCUGGCUUCCGUCUGUUCCCUGGGGGUAUGGAUAUCCUUGUGUGAGAGACUCAAACUAGGUGAAAGAGGAUAGAGGUAGUGGUGGGGCACAUUCAGUAUUGUGAAGAAAGGCACACUGGCAAAAAGGGAAGGGGGAGCCCAGUUGGGCUGGAGAUGUAGAUUGCAGUGAGGCCGAGGAGGCAGCGAAGGUCAGGUUGGGGCCGUCUUCUGAGAGGGUCAAGGACAGAAUGCCAUCUCCAGGAGUUCUGACCUCGUUUUAUAGGCAGAGAGGGCAUCAGUGGACGCCCUGCUGGCGGACUUGGAGUCCACCACCUCCCACAUCUCCAAACGGCCUGUAUUCUUGUCAGAGGAGACCCCCUACUCAUACCCAACUGGAAACCACACAUACCAGGAGAUUGCCGUGCCACCCCCUGUGCCCCCACCCCCAUCCAGCGAGGCCCUCAAUGGCACGAUCCUUGACCCCUUAGACCAGUGGCAGCCCAGCAGCUCUCGAUUCAUCCACCAGCAGCCUCAGUCCUCGUCACCUGUGUACGGCUCCAGUGCCAAAACUUCCAGUGCCUGUAACCCUCAGGACGGUGUUGGCUCUCCGUGCUCCCGAGUGGGUGAAGAGGAGCACGUCUACAGCUUCCCUAACAAGCAGAAAUCAGCCGAGCCUUCACCCACCAUAAUGAGCACCUCCCUGGGCAGCAACCUUUCAGAGCUCGACCGCCUGCUGCUGGAACUGAAUGCCGUGCAGCAUAACUCGCCAGGCUUCCCUGCAGAUGAGGGCAACUCAAGCCCCCCACUUCCUGGGGCCCUGAGCCCCCACUAUGGUGUCCCAGAGAAUAACAGCCCACUGGGGGGCAAAGCUGGGCCUCUGACGAAAGAGAAGCCUAAGCGGAAUGGGGGCCGGGGCCUGGAGGACGUGCGGCCCAGUGUGGAGAGUCUCUUGGAUGAACUGGAGAGCUCCGUGCCCAGCCCUGUCCCUGCCAUCACUGUGAACCAGGGCGAGAUGAGCAGCCCGCAGCGCGUCACCUCCAGCCAGCAGCAGACACGAAUCUCGGCCUCCUCGGCCACCAGGGAGCUGGACGAGCUGAUGGCUUCACUGUCGGAUUUUAAGACCAGCUCCUCCACAGUGGCUCUGAGCGCCCCGGGGCUGCUGCCCAGCUCUGCUCUAUCCUCACACGGCUCCUUUCCUCCUUCUCCUCCUCCUCCUCCCAUGUCAUCUGUAUUCCUGCCACCCACCACUAAACCCUCUCCUCGAGGCCAGGGCCACACUCCGGAGUCCCCUUGUACUGAGCAGAGUGGACGAGGCCUUCUACUUCCUGUGGCCCCCAGCUGGCUUGAUUUGGCUGGUCUUGGGGUGAUGCCUGACACCCUCAACUCAAGGUCUCCCUCUGUGGAGAGUUCUCUGGGGCCAGUGGGCACAAAGAGCCAGGGCCGAGAUUGGAGGCACCUGCCAAACCUCACAAGUGAGCUCUCUGGGGCUCCUCGCUGCCACACUGUACCCCUUCCUGGGAGCACAGGUCCCCAGGAGCCUGGGGAGCCCCAGGGGCCACCAGCCAGCCCUUCAUGCUCAGAGGAGGCCGUGACUACCACAUGGGAGGAGCCAUGGGCUUCGGAGGUAUUCAAGCCUGAGAGAAUCCCCCCCUGUGGAGCUGCUCGAAGCUUCCAAGAAGUAACAGAGCCAGCUGUUGUGGCAGUGGACCGGCAGGCCAUCUUCCCAGAGACCUGGACUCUCACAGAGGAACAUGGCCUACAGCAGGAGGGGCCAAGGCCAGAGUCAGGGAGGCUGCGAAGCAGCUGCCCUGCCCCAGUUACCAGGGAGCAGCUAGGUGGAAAGAUGCCCGAGAAGGGAAGCGUGGCCAGGCCCACCCAAGGACCUGAGACCCAAAGGAGCCCAGAGGGUGCCACCGAAGCUGCCACCCAGGCCGGGAAGGAACAGCCAGAGCUUCUGUGUGCCAUGGCCACAGGCACACCCAGCGCCACAGAGAGGAUUUCCACCUCUGGCCAGAUCCGAUCUGUGAUCAGGAGGAGCCGGGAGACGGGCCAUGCACACCCCAUGUCCCGGGAGCCCUCCCCUCGCCGCCGGCUGGACCCUGCCACCCUGAGCAGGACACCAUCCCAGGAACGGCUCAUCGCGGAGCUGCAGGGGCGGCUGGGCAUCCAGCCUGAGGCAGAGGAGCCAGCGGAGGCAGCAGGGCCCUCUGUCCAGGACUGGCUGACCGAAGGCGUCGUCAUCACUGUGCAGCCUCGUGGGAAGCGGGCUGGGGGGCAGCUUGUAGAGAAGGUUGUCUUCCCUCCGGGCUCUCCCAUUCCCCUGAGAAGAACCAUCUCUGUCCUGGCUCCUCCUUCUGUCCCUUUGCUCCAGCAUCACACAGACGCCGAGGCCAGCAGCUCUUCUCCCCUGUCCAGCCUGCCUGCCCCCUCCUCCCUGGGACCCUCAGCUUGCCUCUGUGAUUCUUCUGGGGUUCGGAGUGCUGGGGAAGAGCCUCAUGAUGAGGGGAUGCAGGGCCCCACCCUUCCCACUCCUGUACCCCAUACCGUGAGGUCCGUGGGCUGCCAGACCGACGAGGACCCGCUCUUCCCCCCAAUGCAGAUCCAGGGCCUGGAGCAAAGAGCGGAUGGGGAGCUGUGCUGGGCGGCCGGCUGGCCUUGGGACAGCGGGCAGAGCAGCCCUGGAGGGCAGGACGAGGGAGGGUUCAUGACCCAGGGGAAGACAGGGAGCAGCUCACCUCCUGGGGGGGCCCCGAAGCCUGGGAGCCAGCUAGACAGCAUGUUGGGGAGCCUGCAGUCCGACCUGAACAAGCUGGGGGUUGCCACAGUCGCCAAAGGAGUCUGUGGGGCCUGCAAGAAGCCCAUCGCUGGGCAGGUUGUGACUGCCAUGGGGAAAACGUGGCACCCUGAGCACUUCGUCUGCACCCACUGCCAGGAGGAGAUUGGGUCCCGGAACUUCUUCGAGCGGGACGGACAGCCCUACUGUGAAAAGGACUACCACAACCUCUUCUCCCCGCGCUGCUACUACUGCAACGGCCCCAUCCUGGAUAAAGUGGUGACAGCCCUUGACCGGACGUGGCACCCUGAACACUUCUUCUGUGCCCAGUGUGGAGCCUUCUUUGGUCCUGAAGGGUUCCACGAGAAGGACGGCAAGGCCUACUGCCGCAAGGACUACUUCGACAUGUUCGCGCCCAAGUGUGGCGGCUGUGCCCGGGCCAUCCUGGAGAACUACAUCUCGGCCCUCAACACGCUGUGGCAUCCCGAGUGCUUCGUGUGCCGGGAAUGCUUCACGCCAUUUGUCAAUGGCAGCUUCUUCGAGCACGACGGGCAGCCCUACUGUGAGGUGCACUAUCACGAGCGGCGCGGCUCGCUGUGCUCUGGCUGCCAGAAGCCCAUCACCGGCCGCUGCAUCACCGCCAUGGCCAAGAAGUUCCACCCCGAGCACUUUGUCUGUGCCUUCUGCCUCAAGCAGCUCAACAAGGGCACCUUUAAGGAGCAGAACGACAAGCCUUACUGUCAGAACUGCUUCCUCAAGCUCUUCUGCUAGGCGCCCUGUCCCUGUCUCUGCCCCCCAAUCCCCAGCCAGCAUCCCCAACUGCUACUGUGACCCAGAGACCUCGCCCUGGGGUGACGGGGUAAACCCGACUGAAACUGGAACCCUCCUGUCCAUGGCUGGUGCAGGAUGGACAGAGGGCUGUGAGGGGUCUCCCUGCUUGUCUCCACCCUCGCUGGAACCUCUGGGCCCCUCCUUCCUCCUGCAACUCUCCCCAGGCUGUUCACUCUCCAUCCUCCCCAGGGGUGGAGGCUGGGGGCCCCACCCCAGCCCACGUACGUUUCCAUGAACUGGCCUGGCCAGCACCCCACACUGGAGCCAUCUCUUCCUCAUAUUUCAGCAGUGCAGCCAGGGGCGGUGGACGGGGAAGGGCAGGCAGGGUCUGUUGGGGUCUCUUUUUAUCCUUAUUUCUCCCUUGACCUGUCUUUGUUCUGUGAGUACUGGGGGACACACGGCUCCCUCCAGACAAUGCCAGCAUAAAUCCAUCCAUCCAAAGGCAGAGAACCUAAGGGGCCAUGGAAGGUUCUCUGUGCUCCUCCUACCCUUCCAGUGCCCUAGGCCUGGGCGACUGCCCCUGCCUUUACCCGCCCUCCCCUUUUAUACCCGCUCUGGUUCUACUGAGAAAAGCCUCUCCAGCAAUAAUGUUUUAUAGUCACUUCCUCAUCUCCGGGACGGCGUGCCUGGACACUGUACUGACUUUGAUAGAUUUCUACACUGAGGUUUGGAUUCCUGUCGCCUGAGUUGCUUUUACUUCUGUAUAUGAAAUGAUUUUGAAGAGAUUUUAAAGUCGAUCCCUUUUGUAUUCUCCUCCUUGUCCACCGCCACUGGGCCUGUCGCUGACGGUGGCCCUGGUGUGGAGUUGGCUUUGUACGGAGGGCUGGGGUGGGAAAGCAAUUUGUAUUUUAUGUUUUUUUGGCACAAGCAGGUGAACUGGGAGCAGCUCUGACUCCCGCUCUUUCACCUCACAGCUCACCAGGACUGUUUUAUAAACUGCUGUAUUUGGAAGCCCCUUACUUCCCAGGCCAGCAAGCUCUUCACUGAAACUGGUUGAAGAGUGUCUCGCCCUUUCGGGGCUGGAAUUCUGAACCUCAUCUGUUCUGUCUCUGCAGGAGAAGGAGAAAGUCUGUUUUUGGGGGCUGCUUCCUGUCUAAGCCCUCAGGAGCCUCUGCUCCCCCGUGAACCUCUGAACCCUCUCAGCCUCUACCGCUUCUCUGGGGCUCUCUCUUCUGCCUUCUCAGGAAAGCGGGUGUCUGAUUUUGACCGACAGGACUCUGACGUCUCCUUGGUCUUGUUGAUUUCCUCUGGGCAUAUCCCUUCCCCAGAUGUGCUCUCCCGGGAGCCUGGGUCUGUCUCCACCCCGUUCACUUGUGGGAUCGGCACUCAGGGGGUCUGGAAAGAAGGUCAUAAGGGAAUGUGAUAGGAUUUGGGGCAGACGGACAAACUCCUCUGGGGAAACCCCCGGAGCUCCUGACUGAGGAUGAAAGAGGAGCCUGGCCUUGGGCUCCUGAUCAAGAGAAAAGGGCCCCACCGGGGUCUCACGGGGAGAGUCCAGACCACUCCACUGGCCUCCUGGCAGAAGCCAAGUGUGCUGGGGUCUCAGAAGAGGGUCCCUCCUUUGUGGCUGUGGGGAGGGCAGCCUGGCCCCCCUGGAGGUUUCCACUUCUACCCACAGGCCUUACCGCUCUGUUUACAGUGACCUGCCCUAGACCUUCCCCAAGAGGGACUGGGGUUUCUGGGGUCUACUCCCUGAGUCAAAGGUUAUUUGAAAAUUUGAUUUUCAUUUUAUUUUUUUCUCUGUAAACAUCUAACCUGGCUUUUCCCAUUUCAAUUCCUGUGAUUUAUGCCAAUAAAGUUUGCCAUGAUUUUCA
Molecule: messenger RNA, 6497 nt
Organism: Callithrix jacchus (white-tufted-ear marmoset)
Lineage: Eukaryota; Metazoa; Chordata; Mammalia; Primates; Cebidae
Gene: PXN
Product: paxillin
Biological process (GO): transforming growth factor beta receptor signaling pathway; substrate adhesion-dependent cell spreading; endothelial cell migration
Source: RefSeq, a predicted model, not a curated record